Molecule: messenger RNA, 804 nt
Organism: Punica granatum (pomegranate)
Lineage: Eukaryota; Viridiplantae; Streptophyta; Magnoliopsida; Myrtales; Lythraceae
Source: RefSeq, a predicted model, not a curated record
GUCCUGUCAUCCUCUCCCUACCAGGGCGAACUUAUUCCAAUUUCUCAUUUUCAUCCACAAGAGUUUCUCGCGGAAGCGCGCAAUGGCGGAACCGAAGGAACCACAGCAGCACCCGCACGGGCCGCACUCUUCAUCGCCAUCGCCAUCGCCAGUGAAAGAGAAAGAUGUGAAGGCUCCGAAUAUACUGGAGAGGGCCAAGGAAGAGAUGGAAGCAGUGUUUCACGCCGGGAAGGACUCCCCGCACCGCCAUCACAAAGAGACGCACGGGAUGAGUGAUGACAUUGACGAGAACACCCCGGUCGAUGAGGUGAAGGGGCCGAACGUCUUCCAGCGCGUGAAGGAGGAGAUCGAAGCCCUUGCCGAGGCCGUUCAUCCCAAGAAGGACUCUGAUGAUCGCUGAUCAUCCUUGAAGUGAGAACAUUCGAUCUUUACUUGUCUCUGCGAAGAGUUUUCGGUUACUCGAUCCAAGAUGAUGUUAGAAACUCAGAAACUUAGUCGUGUACUCGCGUUGUUUCACAUUCUUCCUGUAUAUUAGUGUUUGGUUUUGGCUUUGAGCGCCAGGAUUGUGAGUUUGCAUCUCGUGUCUCUAUUUACUUCAGCUUCCUCGCGCGGCACCAAGUUGAUUUGCUGCGUUUAAAUUGCUCGAACCGAUACAAAGAACAAACGACGCAGAUUAUAGAAUCAAUCGGACUCGACAAAAAAGGGAAUAUUUAGUGAGUUUUUCUUCUGGUAUGGGAAGUGUAUUGUAAUGAGAUCGCCAUGAAACAUCCAAGCUGGCUUCGGCUGGCGGUUGGAUUCCUCGUA